This is a messenger RNA of Penicillium pulvis, 1713 nucleotides long. RefSeq names its product CocE/NonD family hydrolase. Gene Ontology annotation, molecular function: dipeptidyl-peptidase activity. The record is from RefSeq and is a predicted model, not a curated record. The transcript has 3 exons. The coding region runs from base 1 to 1713 and encodes 570 amino acids. Lineage: Eukaryota; Fungi; Ascomycota; Eurotiomycetes; Eurotiales; Aspergillaceae.
AUGGACAUCCAACAUGUUAUUCACGAAAAUCAAAAAGUCCCCGUCACCAAGGGUCUUGCCCCGAAAGACGUAUUCCCCGGCUUUGACCCCACCCCCCGCACAUUCAACGACGAGGGAAUGAAAAUCGAGUAUAACCAUCCCAUCAAGCUCCGCGAUGGUAUCCAGCUCCGAGCAGAUAUCUACCUCCCAGAAAACCAGUCUGAAAAUGUCAAGUUACCCAUCGUCCUCGUCUACACGCCAUUUGGCAAGCAGACGCCAUUUGACAUCUCGAAGGUGCCGACCUCCCGAGACUUCGAUCCGGGAUAUCACGGUGUGACAUUCUCGAAAUACCUCAUCUUCGAAGCUACAGACCCAGCUUUCUGGACGAAGAAUGGCUUUGCGUAUGUCGCCGUUGACUCUCGGGGUAGUUUUGCUUCGGAGGGAGAUUUCUUUUCUUUUCUUACUAAGUCCGAUGGACGCGAUGCGUACGAUGUGAUUGAGUAUCUUGGUGAACGGCCUUGGAGUAAUGGUCGGGUUGGAAUGGUUGGGGCUAGUGGAUUGGGACACAUUCAAUGGCAUGCUGCUGCUAAUCGCCCGCCUCAUCUGGCCGGAAUCAUGGUGCAAGAUGCAUAUGUUGAUUUCUAUCGUGAAGUUGUGUGCAAGGGAGGUGUCCCUCAUAUGAAUUUCAUUGAGCUCUUGUCUUCAAUGUAUAUGGCCCAGUCAAAUGAGCAAGGUUGUCCCAAAAUCGAUAUUGUGAAAGCCAUUGAAGAGAACCCCCACGAUAGCGAGUUUUGGGAUAUCUUCAGGCCAGAUCUGGAUCAGAUAACUUGUCCUCUUUAUCUAAUUACCAGCUUGGCCGAUAAAGGUGUUCACGUCCCUGGUUCGGUUCGUGGCUAUCUUGCCGCUCAGUCAUCUACUAAGUAUAUUGAGCUUCAUCCCUAUUUCAAAUGGGAGUGGCAGCUCACCGCGGAAUCACAAGAGCGCCAACUUGCAUUCUUCAAUAAAGUCUUGAAUGGUCCGGAUCAGAAAGCUGCUGGUGCAGUAGACUUCUGGCCACCGGUUCGUCUGCAUGUUACAGACAAACAUUACUCCGGUAGCUGGCGCAGUGAGAAUGAGUUCCCAAUCGCGAGAACCCAGCGGACAAAGUUCUUUCUUGGUCCAAAUGAUGAUCUUCUUAAAGAUUCUCUCAUUGGCAGUGACUCCGCCACUUACGACACUAAAACAGGAUCUGUCGCCUGGCAGCACACAUUCGAUAAGCCUACUGAAAUCACCGGAUCAUCUCUUCUUCACCUGUCGCUUUCCAUCUCUGAGGGCUCAGACGCAGACCUGUUUGUAACUCUUCAAAAGAUUAAUCGGGAUGGCCAGAUCGUCAAGUUCCCAUACCACUCUUUUGUGAACGAUGGACAUGUGGCUUGGGGCUGGUUACGAGCUUCUAAGCGGAAGCGGGCAGGCAAUCCUUAUGGUGAUGAGGUGAUGCACACUUUUCUUGAGAAGGACCUGCAGCCACUUAAUCCUGGUGAGAAGGUGGAAGUGGAUAUUAAUCUUCAACAAACUGGUACCCUAUUCCGCAAGGGUGAGAUUAUUCGGGUUGUUGUUCAAGGCCGGGACUUCAACGAGUAUAGCCCCAAUUGCCAAGUGCCACGCGCUGGAACUGGUUGCAAUGUUGGUCAGCACACCAUUUUCAUGGAAGGUAGUUUUGUUGAACUCCCGAUCGUUCCUUUUAAAUAUGCCUAG